Messenger RNA from Danio rerio (zebrafish), 2316 nucleotides. RefSeq names its product hepatic and glial cell adhesion molecule a (gene hepacama). The record is from RefSeq and is marked provisional. NCBI's taxonomy places the organism in Eukaryota, Metazoa, Chordata, Actinopteri, Cypriniformes, Danionidae. Gene Ontology annotation, cellular component: endomembrane system; cytoplasm.
ACUGUCCCGUCUGCAUUCUCAGAGACGUGCCCUGAGUGGACAAAUCAUGCUGAUUGUGUGGGAGAGAAACCCAGCGCUGCUCUCAAGAUGAAGGCAGAGCGGGAGGCAUCAUGCAAAGAGACAGCCAUUCCUUCACUCUUUCUUCUCCUGUGGCUUUUCAUCUUUUCCUUGGCAGAUGUAGGUGGAGUAAACAUCAGCAGCCCGUCUCCUGUAGUGCGAGGAACACUAGGAGGCUCGGCUCUUCUCUCGGUGACCUACACCAGCACCAGUUUAGACCAUCCUGUCAUUAAAUGGCAGCUGAAGAGGGACAAACCCGUCACUGUGGUCCAGUCUAUUGGAACUGACAUCAUUGGGAACUUGAGACCUGAAUACCGUGGCCGAAUCCUCCUGUAUGAGAACGGCUCCCUGCUCCUGCAUAACCUGCGGCUGUCUGAUGAGGGCUCCUAUGAAGUGGAGAUCUCCAUCACUGAUGACACCUUCACUGGGGAGAGGCACGUCAACCUCACUGUGGAUAUUCCAGUGUCCAGACCAUUUAUACACAUGGUGGCCUCGUCUGUCCUGGAGCUGACCGAGUUCUUCAUACUCAACUGCACUCAUGAAAGCGGCACCAAACCCACCUAUAGCUGGCUGAAGGGUGGCAAAUCUCUAACCAAUGACUCUCGUCUGCUGUUGUCACAUGACCAGAAGGUGCUGACCAUCUCGCGUGUAAUGAUGUCAGAUGAUGAUGUAUACAGCUGUAGGGUGGAGAACCCCAUCAGCAGCAUGAAGAGCAUGCCGGUCAAACUCACUGUCUACAGACGGAGUUCUCUCUAUAUCAUCCUCUCGACAGGAGGCAUUUUCUUACUCAUCACCCUGGUGACUGUGUGCGCCUGCUGGAAACCCUCCAAAAAAAAAAGGGAACAGCUUGCCAGACAAAGUGUAGCCGAGCAGAGCAACGGCAGUCAUGAGGUAGUUGAUAUUGUGCCUGCUAGAAAUUACCAUAAUCGUCGGAAUCCAGGUGGAUUGUAUGUUCUCAAUGAAACGGAUUUCCCUGGGGGAACAGAUGAGUCUUCUGGUAAUUAUAUCAACCCUAUUGAUCCUCUCAGUCCACCUUGUUACCCCAACAUGGCUCCUCCUCCUUCCUCACAAUCUCCAGAUGCUUAUAUGCAUUCAGGAAGAAGAUACCCACGCACCCCUGUGCCGUCUCCUCCACCGACCCCUCACGGGACAUUCAGUCCACCCCUGUCUUGUCCAAUAUAUCCGGGUAGCUUAACGCGCAAGCCCCACCCACCAAGGCUAAGCUCCUCCCCUUCACACGCUGAAGAUCCUCCCACUGAUGGAGAAAACACUAUGCACCACCACAGCCUUCCCAGAUGAGCACGACUGAGGAUGGACAAAUCAUCACCUUAGAAUUAUAAGGUUCUAUCUGACAUUUUUGUCAAAAUUAUUCACAUAUCAAAGUUAUUCCCAUAUUCUUAUUACAUGACAACUUAUUUACAUCAUGGGAUGUUUUUUAUAAGUUGUUUACAUUUUAAGACUUUUUAUUUUAAAAACAAUUGUUACACACAUACUGUUCGCUAUGGACAGCAAAAAUUUUAAAGCUGAUGCCGAUGCAGAUUGAACCUUAUAAUUCCAAGUGACAAAAUGUAAAGGAUAGUGUUUGAUUAUGAGACUUUGCAUAGACUUUUCAUUAAUAUUGGCACCCUUGGCAGUCAAAAGAUGAAUAAAAACUUAACUAUUUUUGUGCCAAAAAAGUAUAUACUCUAACUUAAAAUUUUUAUCACACCUGUGUGAUGAGAAAUUUAAAGUGGUAAAGCCAUGAAAAAACACGCUGGCCAAACUUAACUAUUCAACACAAUGGGUGAAUUCUGGGUUGCCAGAUUAAGAAUCUUCAGAUUUAAAAAAAGUUAUAAUAUUUUAAGCAAAAUAUUUUCAGUGCAAUCUUUCCAUAUAUUUACCAAGUGUGCCAAUAUUAGUGGAGGUCCCUCUAUGUGGUGCUGUAUGUGGUAAAUCGCAAUUUAAAACAGUCUAAAAUCAAUUUUAGUGUUUUAAGAUUUCCAAAAACUUUAGGUAAAUGAUUGUUUACAGGACCGAAACAUAAAGAUCAUUAGUUGUUAAGCAAAGAACUAAUUUCCCAGACAAGCACAUUGAUGAUUUAUUUUGUUUUCUAAUUAAAUACAUUUUUUUACAUCAUUGUUUAGCUGUGGUUAAGCUUAAACUAAACUGAAAUAAUGCUAUAAAUAGAAAAAUAUUUAAUUUGAGGUAUAACAAAGCAUUAUGGGAAUCUGUUUGAAUCUGCUGUAAAUACUUUGUCAUUAUUAAAAUGAUUUUAUUAUU